AUGUUAUAUUUAGCGCGCAUUUAAUAAUUUGUGCACAGCCAUGACAAAAUUAAAAAACAAUAUAAAUACACAACGAGACUGGUUGGAUUGGUGUCGCCUAUGUGCCAGUGAAAAUGCAAACAUCAAUGUGUGCCAAAAAGAUGUUUAUAUGAGAAUAAUAAGCAAAUGUUUUGACAUCGAAAUAGGUCUCGAAGAGCCCGAGCUCGGUGCCAUGUUGUGUAGAAAUUGCUACGUUUUAAUCGACGAGCUUGUUAACUUUGCAGAAAACGUAAACAAAGUGCAGCCCAUCUUCGAGCUGUUACGCCACACGGAGCCAAACGAACAAGUCGAUGUCUAUGCCCUGAGGCAAGAAUAUGGUCUACAAGAUGGAGACCGAGAGACUGCUUAUAAAGUGGAACCAGCAGACGCUGAGAGUAGUCGAGAGAACAGCUUGCACCGCGAGAGGCAGCUAUAUUUCGAUGAAGUUGAUAGCAAUAAGCAACUGGAUCAAACCUUAACCCAAAUGCCUACUUCAGUUAAAAGAAAACGUGGACGUCCCAGGGGCUCUAAAAAUCGAACAGUGUCAUCAUACGAGUCGCUCCAAAUUCAAACGGAAAAUAUAAAAUUAGAAGCGACCGAUGAUUUGCACGAGGAUCUGUCAAGCACCUAUGAAGGCGCAGGCCAUAUCUGGCUUGAUGAUUGUAACUUGGAAGAGGAGGGAAAAACAUUAAAUGGUGCAAUAAACAGAAAGCGUGGACGUCCCAAGUUAUCUCUUAAGUUGGAGCCACUCGAUAAGUGGGAAGAACCAGAUGCCUUCAAUCUAGCAGCUGUAAAUUCAACAGCAGAGGCCCAGAAGCUCAGACUAAAGCAACUUAAUGCCAGUAAAGAUGAGCUAUACAAUUCAGAUCAAAGUAUCAUCAAAAGAAAACGUGGACGUCCCCGAAAGAAAGAUAACGUAAAUGGCUUGAUUAAAGUGCACGACGAAAGCGUUUCGAAAUGUAAAAAUGUAGCGCUAGCUAGACUCUUGCUUACAUCUCCAAGGCCCGAUGCUGAAGUCGAUGGUGCACCACCUGAAUGUAUUCCUAAUAUAAAGCAAUUUAUGAAGUGUGCAGCUACGUGCAAUAUUUGCCACAAGGAACUGUCCUCGGAGAAUGGACUUAGGUAUCAUAUAGAGCGCGUACAUAUGAAAAAGAAACCCUUUGUCUGCGAUGUCUGUGGAAAGCGUGUACGUACCGUUUCAGAGCUCAAAGAGCAUAUGCUCGUCCACACAGACGAUCGGCCAUUUGUGUGUCCCAUCUGCGGCGCAGCAUUUAAAAAUAAGAAGCGACUCAAUAUCCAUAAUCAAACACACGGUGAGCCCAGUUAUGAGUGCGAGAUCUGUGGCAAGAAAUUGCAAACUCGUGCAAUUUGGAAUAAACACAAAAAUGUUCACACGAACGAGCGACGAUUUAAGUGCAGUAUUUGUGGUACAGCGACUAAGAAUUCAACGGCUCUAAAGAUUCACCUGCUAAGUCACACAGGAUUGCGACCAUAUAGUUGCAAGUAUUGUAACAAGGACUUUGCCAGUGGCGCCAAUUGCAGAGAUCAUAAAAUUAGGAAACAUCCACUUGAAUAUGAACAAGAUGCAGAUAAAUCCUGUCGUAUACAAAGUGUGCCCACCUUGGAUGAGCUACGUGCCUUAGCUGCGGGAAUGGAGAAAGGUGAACGGUUACGUAAACCAAAAACUCUGAUAACUGAAUAAUGCACAAGCCGUUGUAAAUA
Drosophila arizonae is the source of this 1740-nucleotide messenger RNA. RefSeq names its product zinc finger protein weckle-like. Gene Ontology annotation, molecular function: zinc ion binding; DNA binding. Lineage: Eukaryota; Metazoa; Arthropoda; Insecta; Diptera; Drosophilidae. Gene Ontology annotation, cellular component: nucleus. The record is from RefSeq and is a predicted model, not a curated record.